Messenger RNA from Cydia pomonella (codling moth), 1125 nucleotides. RefSeq lists its product as uncharacterized. Bases 266 to 901 code for a protein of 211 amino acids. The transcript is spliced from 2 exons. Lineage: Eukaryota; Metazoa; Arthropoda; Insecta; Lepidoptera; Tortricidae. The record is from RefSeq and is a predicted model, not a curated record.
UGCACGGUGGGCUGGCCUUAGGCCAUAACUCAAAAAAAUGCAUGUUGUAUUUUUUGGUUUCCAAUGACUGAAUAUUAUUAGCUAAUAAGUGUACUUUUAUCAGGUAUAAAUAGAUCCCGCAUAACUAAUUACUUUCAUUCUCUAACAAUCCUUGAAAGUUAACGCAACUCCCGUUUGUACGCGCUCUCUUAUCAAAGGCUCAUUAAGUGAACGUCAUUAGUAGUGAAUUCCUGAGGCAAUAGUGAUUUUAGUGAUUAUUAUUAAUAUGGAGCUUAAAGAAUCAGAUGACAUGUACAUCGCAUCAUUUACAAGAGGAUUUAUAUUCGAACAAUGGCUACCUACGAGUGGUUCAGAUAUUGAAAGACGUCGUCAAGUGGUGCAAUAUUUAAUACAAAUGGUACCAAAUGCAGAAAAUGUGGAUACAAGUAAUUUGAAUAACGUCGUCACGUAUAUUUGCAAUCGAAUCCUGGUUUUUUGGAAAUCUUCUGGGAGAAAUACCACCGGCAUACAGCAGAGCCUUAUCGAAAGGUGCGGAACCAUUUUGGAAUGUAUAUCGUCUGGAUACAAAAUAAAUGUACAAAAAUUUCAGGAAUAUGCCGUAGAAAGUGCAGAACAACUUUUGAAUGCCUACAAAUGGUAUCCUUUGCCUGCAUCCGUCCAUAAAGUACUUUUGCAUGGUGCAAUUAUAAUAGAAAAUGCUCUGGUACCUAUUGGUGAACUUUCCGAAGAAGCUGCAGAAUCAAACAAUAAAAAUAUAAAGUUCUUUCGGCGUAACCAUACAAGAAAAAUGUCUCGAGAUGUCACCAACUCAGACCUUAUUCAUAGGUUACUUCUGAACUCCGACCCAGUCAUCAGUUCCAGUAGGAGAUUACCUCGAAAAAAGAAUCAACACUCUCCUUAGAAGCAUUAAGUUUGUUAGAUUGUAAAGAAUAGCGUAGAUUUGACUUUUACUUAUACAAUUUUACUUUUUGUUUUCCUUUAUUAAUUUUCUGUGGUAGGCUAGAAAAAUAUUGUUUUUAUUACUAUUUUAUUUACAAGAUUUAUUUAACUUUUACAUAUAUUUGUUCUUUAGUAUAUAUUAUACGAAAUAAAAGUUUUUUUUACUUAUUUUCUGUUAAUAAAUAG